AUGAUGAUGAUGAGAUCCGAGAAGAAGUGAAAAGAAGACGGAGAACCAUCGGACAAUCCGUGCGGGAUCCUGCUUGUCUGAAGGGGUGAAUUCUUCGGCUAAAGAGAGAGUGUGUUGAUCGGCCUGGCUAGCUAUCUACCCACCUAACCACCACAUGUGUCUGAAGGCGGGUGGUGGUGAACUGGACUAGACGCCCUCUCUCGCCCAUGCUGUCUGUCAUUGGGCCUCAAAACGAGAACGUCUAAGAGAACAACCGACUGGACUGUGGGCAGGACGCUGACUGGCCUGACCCAGGUCUUGGCCAACGACCUCUGCCUGCUUGGGCCUCUCGGGGACUUGAAUCCCGACUUGCUGGCAGCUCCGUUCUAAGCGGGACUGGACUCAUUGGAGGAGGGUGCUAACUACCCAUUGCUGGAACGGAUGAGCCCGUGCCAUCGUUGAGCACUCUCUUUGCGCUUUGCCAGCCGUCCUUUGGACUCGGAGGAGUUCCAGAUCUGAAUCGGCUUUUCCUCCCGUUCAUCGGGAGGGAUUGGAUCCCCCAUUCUUACUUGCGCAAACGGAAGAACCUCUUCUCUCUCUCGGUCGCUCUGUCUGUCGCUCUAUCUGAGCGUGUUUCGGUCGCUCGCUCUCUGUCGGGUUCACUGGGUGGAUUGGACUACUUCUUAGGUUGCUUCCUGGGUUCUACAACUUGGUCGAUCGGUGGGUCGGUGGGCCAGGCCCAAGCGGAAGAACACACCAGCCAGCUGAACAUUGAACAAGCACACCUAGCACACUCUCGUCCAGCCAUCUGAGUAAUGGGUCCUGAUUGGUGUUGAAUCGGUCCAUGGAUCACGGGUCAAUCGCCAGUAGGUGAAUCCGCCCUCCGGUGACUCGCGUUUUACCCGCCUCCCUUGUCCUCGGACUCGAUUCCGCGGCGUCACGGGCCCAAGGCAGACGUGACCAGGGUCCGUCCGGUCACGGCCAUCCCGAGGAGUCAUUCUGUAGUCUCUAUCGGUUUGGGCACACUUGUAAGAGCGGGUUACCCGUUGAUUAAGCGGUCAGUAUGCUGGCCUCAAAAGAUGGGAGCGAGGCGGGUGGGGAUGCGAAAAAGACCAACCCGUCUUCGGUUGAGGCCCUAACCGCCGCUUCGGGGGCCGGAGGGGACGAGGCAUCGUCGUCUAACCGGGCCGAUAGUGAGGACAGCAAUGGCAAGGCCGCCCAUGCCCCCCCACCCACUCAGAUCAAUAAGAUCAAGUUCACGGGUCCUUCGCACAUCCGAAAAGAACGUCGCCAAUCCUCCUCCCGAUUCAACAUCUCCAGCAAUCGAGAACUGGUCGAGUUGAGUCCCUUGAAGGACGCCCUGCAGAGUGAGCGCGAACAACUCUUCUUGGAGAAAAUCAAGCAAUGUCAAGUGUUGUUCGACUUUGUCUCGGAUCCCUUGUCUGAUCUCAAGUGGAAAGAGGUCAAGCGAGCUGCCCUCCAUGAAAUGGUCGAGUACGUGACGACUACCACGGGCGUACUCACGGAAGCCGUCUACCCCGAGGUAGUGACCAUGUUUAGCGUGAACCUCUUCCGAGCCCUCCCACCCAGUACCAAUCCCAACGGAGCCGAGUUUGACCCCGAGGAGGAUGAACCGACGUUGGAGGCCGCCUGGCCUCACCUACAAUUGGUGUACGAGUUCUUUUUACGCGUUCUCGAGUCACCGGACUUCCAGCCAUCAUUGGUGAAGAAGUAUAUCGAUCAGAAGUUUGUUCUACAGCUGUUGGAUCUGUUCUAUUCCGAAGAUCCACGAGAGAGAGACUUCUUAAAGACCACUCUCCAUCGCAUUUAUGGGAAGUUCCUCGGUCUACGGGCUUACAUUCGCAAGCAAAUCAACAACAUUUUCUACCGCUUCGUCUACGAGACCGAGCGCCACAAUGGCGUGGCUGAACUCCUGGAGAUCCUCGGUAGCAUCAUCAAUGGCUUUGCUCUUCCCCUGAAGGAAGAACACAAGAUAUUUUUAUUGAAGGUGCUCAUGCCGCUGCACAAGGUCAAAUCCCUCUCGGUUUAUCACCCGCAAUUAGCCUACUGUGUGGUCCAGUUUCUGGAAAAAGACCCUUCCCUGACCGAGCAGGUCAUCAUGAACCUCUUGCGAUACUGGCCCAAAGUCCAUUCACCUAAGGAAGUGAUGUUCCUGAAUGAACUCGAAGAGAUUCUGGACGUGAUUGAGCCGAUUGAAUUCCAAAAAGUGAUGGUCCCCCUCUUUAAUCAGUUGGCCAAAUGUGUGUCCAGUCCGCACUUUCAAGUCGCCGAGCGUGCGCUCUACUACUGGAACAAUGAGUACAUCAUGUCGCUCAUUGAUGGAAACGCCGUCACCAUCUUGCCCAUCAUGUUCCAUGCCUUGUACAAGAACAGCAAAUCUCAUUGGAACAAGACCAUCCACGGCUUAAUCUACAAUGCAUUGAAGCUAUUUAUGGAAAUGAAUCAGAAGCUCUUUGAUGAAUGCACGCAACAGUUCAAGCUUGAGCAGAAGAAGGAAAGAGAGAAGCAGAAGCAGAGGUUAGAGGCGUGGGAAAAGGUCGAGGCUCUGGCCAGGCAGAACCCCAACGUGGAACUCAUUUCCAACUUGCUGGAAGAUGUCAAGUUGAGCGACAAGAAGGUUUCCGCAAUAGAAGAAAGUAGUGUCACCAAUGUUCCAAUGGACGAGGGAGACAGUGAGAACUUGGCUAAGAAGAUCGUCGAAGAGGCAGCCAAGGUCUCGGUUGCUCCCUCCACCCCCGGGAUAGGUAGUGGUCAAGCGACCAAGAAUGCCGAAAAACCCCUUCUUCGUCGCAAAUCUGAGCUUCCAACCGACAUGUACACCCAGAAGGCUCUGGAAAAUCAUAAAAGGGCCGACGAGUUUCUCACUACCCCUCCAGAUGCGAGCAAGGCCUAAAUAGAAAGGGGAAAUAUCACCGUCGACCUUCCUGAUCCAACAACUGGAACUAUCACUACUUCAACAACAACAACAACAACAUCUAUAUCAAUACCAACGCCAACACCAACUCCACCAUCAUCAUCAACAACAACACCGUACUAAUCAGCUCCUUGAGCUCUUGAACUAACAAUCAUUGCUGCCUUAUUUCCGCCCCUCCACUUUUCCAUGAUCUGACACCAAUCAACAAACCAAUCCAACAACCAACAACCAACAACCUCCCACUGCAUUUAACCCAACUCGUGUGACUGGCCAAGAGAAUUAGCUUUUCAGCUAGCGACUUCCGAACAACUGGAGCCUCCUUCCCAUCUGGCCAUUGUUUUCAUCAAUUCGCAGUACAUACACAGCAAGCGUCGCGAAAAUACUUAUUACUUAAGAAAAGCAAGUGGGCCGAGAUAUUUGUCUGCCUUUGCACUAGCACCGCUAUCACUGCGAAAACGCUGUUUGAUGAUGAUCUCGAUGUAAUUGGUCACCUUUUCUGCACCUCUCUGUUCCCUCCUCUGCCGUGGAAAACCCGAACUCGCGCCUAGGCUCUUUUCCACGAGGAUCGCAAGGCCAAUAUCCCAAUACCCGUGAUCCAAUCGUCUCGUCUCGUGUCAUCAACUACCCAUGAACUUGCCGUCUGUUUGUUUCCCUUUUGUUUCUCAGAAAUAACCAGCAUCGUUGCAUGAAUAAGUGAGCGAAAGAUUGUGAGAAAUAGCCACACAAAUUGUCACUCCAGAGUUGAAAGUGAACGAGAGAGUGAGAACAAGCAAGGAGGUCAAAUAAAAAAAAAAGAUCAAGUUCGACAUUUUUCAUAUCCAAAGUGGAAUCGUUGACCAUAAUACAUAAAGCUCUAUUUCCGAAUA
This is a messenger RNA of Tigriopus californicus, 3780 nucleotides long. Its product is annotated as serine/threonine-protein phosphatase 2A 56 kDa regulatory subunit gamma isoform-like. NCBI's taxonomy places the organism in Eukaryota, Metazoa, Arthropoda, Copepoda, Harpacticoida, Harpacticidae. Gene Ontology annotation, molecular function: protein phosphatase activator activity. The record is from RefSeq and is a predicted model, not a curated record. Gene Ontology annotation, biological process: signal transduction; protein dephosphorylation. The transcript is spliced from 3 exons. Gene Ontology annotation, cellular component: cytosol; protein phosphatase type 2A complex; nucleus. Bases 1043 to 2893 code for a protein of 616 amino acids.